CCCUCCUGCUCCAUCGACUCCAAGUCAGCGACCUGCUCUUCCUCUGCAACUCUCAUCCAUCUCUAAGCUCCACUACUCAACAUCAGCAUGUUCGCCGCAUCCCUCAUCGUCCUCGCCCUAGCGGGCUCCACCCUUGCGGCGCCCGCCGCAACGCCUGCCAAAGGAUUUGCGCCACCAUCAGCGUGCAAGUCCAUCGGCAAGGCGGUGCUCGGCUACGACCCCACAGACAUUCCCAUCUACUCUAGUGCCGCGCCCAAACGCUACCUUGGAGAGUACGGCAACAUCGACGGAAGCGGUGCUAAGCUCCUACAGCCCGGCAACACGGUACCUCAAGAAUUCGAAGUGUAUAGCUGCAAGGACACUCCAUCGCCAAGCCCUGGCAAGGGAGCCAUCUCUGCGCAAGAUGGUUUCAUCGUGUCCUCCACGACGCCGGGCAAUUGUCUCACUGCUUCGGACCAGAAGAAGUUCGGCGCGCACUUCGUUUCCAAACCCUGCGACUUUACUUCAGGCUACAUUGCCAACUCGCAGCACUUUCAAUUCCUUGCGGAUACCUUCUUCAGCUACAAGCUCGUCGACUUCUUGGGCGACACCAAAGGCCCCACGCAGAACGCCACCAAGUCAUUCUCCACUGGUCAAGCUGGAUAUCACUACAGGAUCGACACGGAUGACACGCCUUACGGCAGCGAGACUGUUGCGCUCGACUACCAGCCUGGCUCCUACAUCUCGACCGCCGACACCAUCAUUGCAAGCUUCAAUUACAAGGCACCUGCAGCUACUUUCCCCGAAUGCCGCCUGCGCAAGAAUGGCGCUCUUGCGUGAGUCCUUUGGCCCUCUGACACCUUCGUUAAUGAUCCGGCUGACACGAUCCCAUCCGCCCACAGCCUUGACGGUAAGCCUCUUACGGUGAAUCCUACACCGGUGCAGAACGGCACGCAGUCGUACACCGCGUUCCAGUUCUACGAAUGCGACUCGGACUACAUGGGAUACGUCUCCAACCCCAACACUGGCGUAUACUACGG
Molecule: messenger RNA, 1019 nt
Organism: Ceraceosorus guamensis
Lineage: Eukaryota; Fungi; Basidiomycota; Exobasidiomycetes; Ceraceosorales; Ceraceosoraceae
Exons: 1
Coding region: 88-819 (243 amino acids)
Source: RefSeq, a predicted model, not a curated record